CAAGCUUUUCCUACAACAUAGACUUCCGAAAUGGCAAUGGCUGAUGAGCAUUGGCUCAAUCGAUACGGCAAUGGCUACUACGCCUGGAAAUUAGCAGAUCAGAAUGGAAGACGAAGUCUCGAGCGCCCAAUUGGACUGCUAGAAACCUCUUUCGAUACCGAUGGACGAUAUUUUGGCGGUCGCGCAGACAUUACGGCGCUGCUUUCGGUGCGUGUAAAACAUAGACUUGGAAAAGAAGCUUUCAGACGGAGGAUCACGCUCGCGUGGGCGAAUUUGCGACUAAGACAUGUUAUGCUUAUGAGUCGCACGCUGUUCGAUGAAGAAUCGAGACAGCGAAGAUUCGUUGUUGAUGUGCAUGACAACAUGGAAGAGGCGCUCGAUGAUGUUCUGCAAAGUGUUGUGUGGGUCGAUGAUUACUACGAAGAGGUGGACGCAAUCGAGAUGUAUCGCCACGCCCUCAGCGUGGGUCGUAUUGUCGACCCUCAGAAGUGCUUGUCCAAAUUACACGUUCUGCCUUUGGUGGGAAGCCCUGACGGUAGCUUCGAGCUGAGAUUCUUGAUCGUGAUGGCGCACCAAAUCUCCGAUGGACUGUCAUCGUACAACUGGUUCAGCGAUUUCCUCCGCAUACUCAAUCUAUCCGAAGAAGAGCUAGAAAGCGAAAUUACUACAGGCAUGCAGGAAGAGGCGAUAAAAUCGAAGCUCCCUCCCGCACAAGAAGACCUCUACCCCCGCGUCGCCAGCACCAAAGCGCGACAACGCUGGUUCUGGGCUAUCACACACGUCCUCCGAUACCUUCGCAAACCCACCCUCCAAUCAUUCCCCAACCCGCUGAAACGAGCCCACCGCCUCCACCAACCCACCACCUUCCCCCCAACCUUCUCAAAAAUCUUCGAGUACGACCCUGCCUUAGCGCCGCCCCUAACCUCCAACAUCCUCAACGCCGCCCUCUCCCCCGCCGCCUCAGCGCGCAUGAUGUCCCUCUGCCGCUCCAUCCACGUCUCCAUCGGCGCGGGCUGCUUCGCGCUCGCGGGGCUGGCUAUGAUGGCUAUCUACGAAGAGCGCUUCCCGCACAUCCCGGAUGCGCAACGCCUUCCCUUCGCCUCCGGUUUCCCGCUCAAUCCCCGCGCAUUCUUCGGCUGGAACACGCCCGCGGACAGUUGUAUGCUAGCCUUCUCGGAGGGGAUAGUGAUGCCGUUUCUCCCGUCGGAGCUGCCGGUUGAGGGGCGGUUUAAACUCGUUGCUGCUCAUGCGAACCGUGAGUUGAAGAUGUAUCAGAAGCGUGCUAAGGGGAAGGGAGGGGAGGAUGGGGGCAGGGAGAGGGGCGCGUGGGAGCCGCAUGAUCUUAGAAGACUGUUGGCGAAUGCGUAUCUGAACGCCAUUGAGCGCUCGGAUUCGAGACUACCAAAGGAGUUGAAGUGGGGUGUCACGCCGCACGGCAGUUUGGCACCGCCGGCUUCCCAGUUCAGGGCGACGUGCGGCGUGUCGUCGAUUGGGAGGACGGCGCAGUGGCUUGCUACGGGUACUUACUCACUUGAUAUUGUUGGUGAUGGGAAGGAGGAUAAGGACUUUGCGGCGGACGUAUUGGAUUUUAAACAAGGGGUUCGGGCGAGGGAUGAGGAGUUUUUGGUGGGGACUAGUACGGAUGCGGAGGGAAGGGUGAGGUUUGGGGUUAGCUAUGAUGAGAGUGCGAUUUGUGAAGAGUGGGUGGGGAGAUGGAGGGACGUUGUUGAGGGAUUGAUGGAGGGUGGGGAGAGACAGGCUAUGGCUAAGAUAUGA
Paraphaeosphaeria sporulosa is the source of this 1776-nucleotide messenger RNA. RefSeq lists its product as uncharacterized. Lineage: Eukaryota; Fungi; Ascomycota; Dothideomycetes; Pleosporales; Didymosphaeriaceae. The transcript has 2 exons. The record is from RefSeq and is a predicted model, not a curated record. Bases 31 to 1776 code for a protein of 581 amino acids.